Molecule: messenger RNA, 3616 nt
Organism: Coregonus sp. 'balchen'
Lineage: Eukaryota; Metazoa; Chordata; Actinopteri; Salmoniformes; Salmonidae
Source: the annotation of a GenBank genome assembly
GGUAAAUGAAUGGUCGCUCAAAAUCAGGAAGGAGAUGAGAGUGAUUGACAGACAAAUUCGAGGUGAGAAGAAGAGCUUCAAGUCUAUUUUAUGUGAGGUCCAGUGCAACUUUGUUUUGUUACUCUAAGAAUGUCAGAGAGCAAAUCAUUUUCAAUACACUAUAACAAUAUAAACACAAAGUAGGGUGUCCAAUCAAAAUCUCAUAUUUUGACCAAUGGAUAAAAUACUAUGUUAGAUAUGUGUAGAUAAUCCUCUAAGUAAACCAAUGGGCCAAACCUCAUGUCUCUAUCAUAAUCCGUUCAAAAGUUAUUGGAGUUUUUACCCUUGUUGGAUGGCCAAAAUUAGGGUGACUAAAUCAACUGAGGCCAGAGAAUAAAAAAAGUAAAAGUGCACAGCUUCGAGUCAGUUAUAGGCUGGAUGCUGUGCAAGAAUGAAGGCUCACUUUCCAGUUGAACUCGUCAUCUUUCUUCUCAAAUCCGCAGGACAUAAAACAUAUAGAGGUAAGAUAGAUAUCGAUUUUGAGACAAGACAUGUAGUAUUUUCAGAUUUUAGUAUACACUUUUCAUAUUCAUGCAAAAUUCCUGUUAUUUUUCAAAGAUUUAUCACCAAAAAAUGUAUAUCUCUGUGAAAUAUCAACGGAACAAUGAGCGUACCGCAAGCUUUUUAUUUCAUGAAAAGUUUCAAAGCCUUUUACAUUUAAUUCAGCUCGUGUCAUGCUACUUUUUCUUUUUGCGACCCAAGGAAAUGACUUUGAAGAACAUGUAAAAUCCUCAAAAGUUUCUGCGAGAAAGCUGUACCGCUCUGUCAACAGUUUUUGGGUAUACUGUUAAUGAAAUGUUAGAGAAAGACCCCACUGAACGAUUCCGAACAUGAAUUUUGUCUUGGUAAAAUGUAUUUUAUAACAUAAGGAAGUGAAAUUUCAUCACCAAAGCGUGUUUACACCCGCAGAGUGGGUGGACAACCUACACAAAUGAAAGCUGCUGUCAAACUUCUGUCAUAAUGUUAUACAUUACAGUAUGUUAUAUUACAUUAUUUAGCAGUUUCUCAUUGUUCCUCUCUUGUAUCUCAGACAUUCAGAGGGAGGAGGAGAAGGUAAAGAGAUCCAUUAAAGAUGCUGCUAAAAAGGGACACAGGGACGUGUGUGUGGUUCUUGCAAAAGAGAUGAUCCAGUCGAAGCGUGCAGUCAGCAAACUUUAUGCCUCCAAAGCCCAAAUGAACUCUGUACUACUCAGCAUGAAGAACCAGCUUUGUGAGUGUUAAAGAAACUACUGAUGUAGUGCCACCUGAUACAAUAUACACUAUAUAUACAAAUGUAUGUGGACACCCCUUCAAAUUAGUGAAUUUGGCUAUUUCAGCCACACCCGUUGCUGACUGGUGUAUAAAAUGGAGCACACAGCCAUGCAAUCUCCAUAGGAAAAAACAUUGGCAGUAGAAUGGCUGUACUGAAGAGCUCAGUGACUUUCAACGUGGCACCGUCAUAGGAUGCUACCUUUCCAACAAGUCAGUUAGUCACAUUUCUGCCCUGCUAGAGCUGCCCCGGUGACCAUCUGGCAGUCCGACGGACAAAUCUGGGUUUGGCAGAUGCCAGGAGAACACUACCUUCCCGAAUGCAUAGUGCCAACUGUAAAGUUUGGUGGAGGAGGAAUAAUGGUCUGGGGCUGUUUUUCAUGGUUUGGGCUAGGCCCCUUAGUUCCAGUGAAGGGAAAUCUUAACGCUACAGCAUACAAUGACAUUCUAGAUGAUUCUGUGCUUCCAACUUUGUGGCAACAGUUUGGGGAAGGCCCUUUCCUGUUUCAGCAUGACAAUGCCACCGUGCACAAAGCGAGGUCCAUACAGAAAUGGUUUGUCGAGAUCGGUGUGGAAGAACUUGACUGGCCUGCACAGAGCCCUAACCUCAACCCCAUCGAACACCUUUGGGAUGAAUUGGAAUGCCGACAGCGAGCCAGGCCUAAUCGGCCAACCUCAGUGCCCGACCUCACUAAUGCUCUUGUGGCUGAAUGGAAGUAAGUCCCCGCAGCAAUGUUCCAACAUCUUGUGGAAAGCCUUCCCAGAAGAGUGGAGGCUGUUAUAGCAACAAAGGUGGGACCAACUCCAUAUUAAUGCCCAUGAUUUUGUAAUGAGAGUUCGACGAGCAGGUGUCCACAUACUUCUGGCCAUGUAGUGUGUCUUGAAAAUACCCAGCAUAAGUUCAGUUGAUGAUAAAUUAAUAGAAAUGCUUUGUAACUCUGGAAGCUAGUAGGAUCCUGAGUUUUAUCUGGUCAAGCCAAGUGGUCAGGCCAAGUUAUGUCUGUAAUAUGAAUAUGUACUGUACAUGUCAUAUGCUACAUAUCACAAUCGGAAGGGGUUGUGUGUGACUCUGCUGUUAUUUUUCCAGCUGUAUUGCGUGUAGCUGGGGCCCUUCAGAAGAGCACAGAGGUCAUGAAAGCCAUGCAGAGCUUAGUAAAGAUCCCAGAGAUCCAGGGCACCAUGAGGGAGCUGUCUAAGGAGAUGAUGAAGGUCAGUCGCAUAUCUGCUGACUCAUUGUGGCCACUUUGUGACUGUUGGGAACAUAAGUCUAGCACUACUUGUGUCCGUUUCUCUAUUUGUGUAGCUGUCUCUAGAGAGACUCAGGGAAGCCAUCCAGUUUUUUUAACCACUGCUACAAUACGAAGCUACAAACAUACAAUACUAUGCACUAUGUUUGAAUUUAUAUUGAAGAAAAACCAUGUUUAGAUUAGUAAAUACUGUUCGAGUAUUGAUAUAACUUGUUUGUGUCGUGUGUGUCCCACAGGCUGGUAUCAUAGAGGAGAUGCUGGAGGAUACCUUUGAAAGCAUGGAGGAUGACGAUGAGAUGGAGGAGGCAGCAGAGGCGGAAGUUGAUAAGAUCCUCUUUGAGAUCACAGCAGGUAAAGAUAGUCCCUUGGUAAUCAAACUUGUCUCAAAAAGUUGUUUGGGGCUGUAAAUUAUCGCCUGCCUGGCGGGGGUAAAAAAUACAAUAUUGUACAUGCUGACCCCUGGUGGUUUGUUCCAUAUCAGGUGCCCUUGGCAAAGCACCCAGCAAAGUCACCGACGCCUUGCCUGAAAUGGAGCCUCCUGCCGCAGCCGCAGAGGAUGAUUCGGAGGAGGACAUUGAGGAGAUGCAUUCUAGACUGGCAGCCUUAAGGAGCUAAGAUUGACCUCUUGACCUCUUUCUGUCCCCUUAAAGCCCUUUUGCCUGCCCAAGGAUGUACAAGGUCAAUUUUGAUGUACGGUUUACCUAGUCUCUUCUCAACUACAUUUUGUCUCUUUCUUUCACAUUAUUAUUUUGGGCUGAGAACUUUUCAAUGCUUAGGGCUAAAUAACACAUCAGAUCUGUUCUUAUGAAAGGGGGAUUUUAUGAUUUUACACAAACUGGGGAAGCCCAGAAAUCACUCGAUGUGUGGUGUGACAUAAAAAAAAAAAAUCAUACUGGCCCCCCAUGGGAAUCGAACCCACAACCCUGGCGUUGCAAACACCAUGCUCUACCAACUGAGCUACAGUGGGCUCUCAUGAUAGCUGAAAAUAAGAAGGACCCAUCCGUAUCUAAAGAGCUGAGUGUGGUCUGAUUCUUUUGGUCUUGUAUUUGGGGAAGUCGAGGCUCCUCCAAUUGGGUGGAUUA